AUGACGAAGCGUCCUACGAUCCUCGCAUCCGGCCUCGCCUACCAAUCGCCAAACAUAGGCAUAAACUUAAGCGAAUGCCAAGAGUGCGGCUCAGCGCGGCUCUUACCUCCAGAGGACAUCUACCAGACUUUCGAAUGGGACAAGAAGAUUGCCGAAGGGAAUCCCACCAUGAUGCCAGACGACCCCAAAGUUCCCCAAGAUGCCGUCCAUAGUGUAGUGCUAGCAGACCCCGUUCGGCUAUGCACCCCCAGUGAAGGAUAG
This is a messenger RNA of Morchella sextelata, 261 nucleotides long. RefSeq lists its product as uncharacterized. The transcript has 2 exons. The record is from RefSeq and is a predicted model, not a curated record. Bases 1 to 261 code for a protein of 86 amino acids. NCBI's taxonomy places the organism in Eukaryota, Fungi, Ascomycota, Pezizomycetes, Pezizales, Morchellaceae.